Habropoda laboriosa is the source of this 585-nucleotide messenger RNA. RefSeq names its product 39S ribosomal protein L20, mitochondrial (gene mRpL20). Gene Ontology annotation, cellular component: ribosome. Gene Ontology annotation, molecular function: rRNA binding; structural constituent of ribosome. NCBI's taxonomy places the organism in Eukaryota, Metazoa, Arthropoda, Insecta, Hymenoptera, Apidae. The record is from RefSeq and is a predicted model, not a curated record. Gene Ontology annotation, biological process: translation; ribosomal large subunit assembly. The coding region runs from base 130 to 585 and encodes 151 amino acids. The transcript is spliced from 3 exons.
GGAAGAGUGUUGUAUAAUUCUAAUAUUUAGUUAACCUCAAAUUGAUUGUACACUUUCGUUGUGCGUAAAUAACGUAAAGAUAUUAUACGAACAGUUCAUGUUUACUGUUUAUUAGAAUUUAGAAAUAAAAUGGUAUUUCUAACUGCACAACUAUUUGUGAGAAGUCGGGGUCCCGAUGAAUUCUGGCGAAAACGUCAAAUAUUCAAGCUCGCUGCGCAUUAUAUUGGUAGAAAAAGGAAUUGCUAUAGUAUAGCUAUUAAAAAUGUACAUAGAGCUUUACUAAAAUCUACAAAAGGAAGACAGCUUAAAAAGGAAGAUAUGAAAGAGCUUUGGGAGACUAGAUUAACUGCUGCCACAAUUCAACAUGGUAUUAAUCUGAAAAUCCUAUUAGAAGGAUUAACCAGAUGUAAUAUUUUACUCAAUCGUAAAUCUUUAACCGCUCUAGCUAUAUGGGAGCCACGAACAUUUAAAUGUUUAUCCGAUAUUGCUUGUGCAAAAACAAAACUAGGUGGUGUUAAGCAAGUUGCUAAUAAUCCUAUGCCUGAAACUGUUGUAGUUAAAGGAUUAAUUGAUGAAAUAGAUUGA